UUCAGUGUAGAGAAACACACUGUAACAUUCAGAUACACACAAACCAAGAUAACAAAGAUGGCCGUGUCUGUCAGUGCAGGGGAUUCUGAAAUCAUUGAGGUUGAAACAAACCUUUCUGAGGAUUCGGCAAACUAUGUCAAUAGGAAGACAAACACAGCAAAAAAAGAGGCAGAGGCAGUCCAAAAAUCGGGUAAAAUGCUAUAUAUACUGUUUGGUGUCAGCUUUGGGCUGAUGUGUGUUCUGCAAGUCACUCUGAACAUCUCCUUGCGUCUUGCCCACUCUAACUUCUUGGAGGAACAGAUAAAAUGGUUAGAGACCAGUUACAACAACCUGACUAAAGAGAGAGACAAGUUCCCCGAGCUAAAAUGGAGGAAGUUUAACUCCAGCUUGUACUACAUCUCCAACGAGUAUAAAACUUGGGAAGACAGCAGACAGGACUGUCUGAAAAGAGGAGCGGACCUGGCAGUCAUAAACAGCGAAGAGGAACAGGUGUUUAUCAGUCAAACUGAAACAACAAGCCCUGGAUUGGUCUGACCGACAAGGAUUCUGAGGGGACCUGGAAAUGGGUGGACGGAACCCCACUGACCACAGCGUUUUGGUUUACUGAAGAGCCUAAUGAUGGAGCUGUGAAUGGAGAGGACUGUGUCAACCUUUAUUACCAUACCCAGUCUGUGUUGAAGAACUGGAAUGACCUAGCAUGCAACACAGAGUCGAUAUGGAUCUGUGAGAUUGUAAAUGGCUGAUCCACAGACAAACAGACACACAGAUUCUGUAAAUACACACAUGCAGGGAGACACACACACACACACACACACACUCACUCACACACACAGCUUUGACUUUUUAGGUGGUAAGAAUGUAUACACACCCUUAGAGAUAGCUUUUUACAUGUAUUCUUAUUUCUUGUUUAUAAUACAUUAAUUACAAAUGUUAUUUGGCAUUUUAAUUAUUUGCUUUACUGUUAUUAGCCGUUAUUGGAUUGCAUUAUAUAUUUUUUCACUGUGGUACUAUUUUCACAAGUAUGUGGUACAUUUCCAUAACUCUUAUUACAAAA
Salvelinus sp. IW2-2015 is the source of this 1054-nucleotide messenger RNA. Its product is annotated as C-type lectin domain family 4 member A-like. Lineage: Eukaryota; Metazoa; Chordata; Actinopteri; Salmoniformes; Salmonidae. The record is from RefSeq and is a predicted model, not a curated record.